Messenger RNA from Ceraceosorus guamensis, 2101 nucleotides. RefSeq lists its product as hypothetical. The transcript is spliced from 2 exons. Bases 108 to 2051 code for a protein of 647 amino acids. The record is from RefSeq and is a predicted model, not a curated record. Lineage: Eukaryota; Fungi; Basidiomycota; Exobasidiomycetes; Ceraceosorales; Ceraceosoraceae.
CCUCACGCAAACCGUCUUACCCACAAUCAUCACGACCGCCACUCUGGCACAUCUCGACAUGAGUCUGAGCCAAAGCGAACUGGAUCCUCGACUCUAUAUUUCACAACAUGUCGAGUGGUCGCAAAGUGAAGCACCUCAAGAUUGGAGCUGCGAGCGGUUCUAGAAGCAGCGCUGCGGCUGCCCCGACCACAAUGGAUGAAGCCUUGGAGGCUGGCAUCGAGCACGAAGAGCGCGGAGAGCGUUUCCACGCUGGAGCAAAGGCCGAGCGCGCGUUCAACGAAGCGGUCAAGGCUUAUGCCAUCGCUGCACAGCUGGAUGCCCGCAACGCCAUUCCUCUGUACAACCUCGCGCGCGUACACUUCGUCCUCGCUACCCAAUUUCAGCUGCCUCCCGAGUCGUGCGUCGCUUUGCAACAGUCUUUACAGCUGUACGACAGGGCGACCCAACUGUCUCAAGCUCUGCCCGAAAUGUCCUCUCUGGAGCAGAACACAUUGGCAGAGCUGCCAGACGCAUUUGCAUUGGAUGUCAAGUACAACCUGCACGCUGCUCAGCAGAGCUUAGCUGAGCUGCUGGAGGAGAGUCAACGACCUGUAGAUGAAGAGACGAUCGUGUCGUUGUACAGCAGCGCAGCGUACGGCUUCAUCAGCGUUGGCGACAUGCAAAGGGCCAUUCUGGACGACUCGGCACGACGGCAGGCUGAAGCGGACAGAGCGGAGGAGGUUGAAGACGAGAUGCAAGAAGAGGACGCGUCCAGCGGGCACAUGUCGACUGAUGAAGACUCGGAUGGGUAUGCGGAGAAGGAGGAUUGGACAGCCAGCCCAGUCACACCCGCAACGACGUUGGAAACCUUCCUGUCCGCUCACAGCUGCCUCUUGUCCAUCCUUUCCCGAUCUUUUCCUGCUGGCAGCGCGCCGCACUCCGGCACCACCAGCGCCCAGACCCUCGAAAGAGCUGCUCUAGAUGCUCGCGAUGCCCUAGCUCGAGCAGAUCAGCUGGUGCUGACCUGCCCCAACCCCAGCGAGCUUUCCGACGAGGGGGAGUGGGAGGUGGCAUUGGCGAAUCUGCAAGCCGCAAGAAGAGCGGGGGUCAUUGCAGAGGCUGACAGGAGGAGCGAACUAGCUUCUUUGAGCGGUCAGGUGUUCCCAGCUACGGCAGAAGACAUGGCUGGCUUGAAUGCGAUCGAGGGGGACGUGUCUCUUGGUGGAAUGCAUCUGCUCGGUCUGGCAUCCACCUCUACUUCUCCUUCGUCGACCACGGCUGCUCGGGAUGCAGGUGCAGCUAGCUUGGUGACCUCGCAAGACGAAUUGGUGCGACAAGCCUGCGAUCUGGCCGAUCAGCUCCUGUCCCUUUCAGUCAUCCGCACUCGUCGUGCUCAGAAUGCUGAUUGCCGGAAACAAGCUUGGGAGAUAGCCUCUCUAGCAACCAAGCUCUUUCAGUACGCUCAUGGGACGCUAUUGUCGCGCAAGGCGGGGGCCUUGGGUGCGAUCGAUGCUAGCACCUCUGCAGGCCGAGCACGAGCCAACAUCAGCUGCAGUCUGAGCAGCGCCAGCCUACUGAGAGGUGGUCCGGCUGCCGCACCGCUUAUGAGCGACAAGAGCAAAGAAACGUUGCUAGACAAUGCCAGGAUCUUUGCGAGGAGAGCGCUGGUGGAGAUCGGACUGAGCUCGAGCGUGUUGCCGGAAGCAUCUGGGGCAAACGACACUGCUUGGUCGGACGCCGCUAUGCGAGCGCUGCAGGCUUGCGCUCCUCAAGGCGGCUGGGAAGGCACACGCACGACUGCGGAUGCGAUCUUGGCGGCUGUGCGAGCUACUUGGGCCCGACAACAAUUGGCAGCAAAAGUGCAGAACGAGACGAAGCGUGCAUCUUCGAGUGCAGAGCUUGCACACUUGACACGAUGCGUUCAGACCUUGCUUCGAGGAGCGCACGCGCAGCAGUGGGCCGUCGCUCUCGCACUCGACCCCGCGGGCCCGAGGCGAAUCGUCGAGGAGGGUUGGGAGUGCGCAUCGCAAGAGGGCUCCUUCUGGGUCGCGUGGCAGCAGGAAUUGCUUUAGCGUGAUGUUUGAUCUGUGGCUCUUUCAUUGCAAUACCCAUGGCAUGCAAC